UGUUAUGGGACAAACAAGGGCUGGGAAAUUUCAGAGUCGUCCCAGAAUCAUUAAGCGGCAUGUGCAUCACUGGCUUAGCAAUACAAUCCCAUACCCUGUUGGUCUGCCGAAGGGCCUAAUAGGAGCAAAGUGCACAGUUGAAGUACUCAUCGCUGGGAAGCUGUGUCAAUGUCUGCUGGACACAGGGUCUCAGGUUUCCACCGUACCGCAGUCUUUUUAUGAGCAAAACCUUUCAGGCAUUACGAUCAAGCCUCUGCACAACUUACUAGAAGUUGAAGCAGCAAAUGGCCUAACUGUACCUUACUUAGGUUACAUUGAGGUGGUUAUCACUUUUCCAAAAGAGUUCCUAGGGGCCGAGGUAGAAGUCACUACCAUUGCCCUUGUUGUCCCAGAUAUUCAAGCUUCUCAUCAGCCCACUAUACUGAUAGGUACAAAUACCCUUGAUUUAGUGUACAGGAAUCACAUGAAGACAGGGCAGAAUCAACAUAUGUCAUGGCAGGGUGGCUACAAAACAGUCCUGAAAACCCUUGAACUUAGGCAUAGACAAAAUGAAUGCAGUGACAUAGGACAUGUGCACCUGUCAGGAAGGGAGCCACAAGUUAUUCCUGCUGGCCAGAAGAGGGUCUUGGAAGGAUCAGUCAGGGCUCACAACCUCAGUGUAGUUCAGUCUGUCAUACUUGAAUCUCCUUCGGCAUCAUCCCUGCCAAGUGGAAUUGUAGUUCCAAAUUGUCUCCUGACCUUGCACGGUAAGGCACCCCAGAAACUCCCUGUAUUGCUGAUUAAUGAGACAAAGCAUGAUGUGACCAUUCAACCUAGGAGCAUUGUUGCUAAGUUGCAUGCAUUGCAGCAAGUGAUUCCCAGUAGGACCAACCCAGUCGAUAGCUCACGGACUUCUGUUGGAGGUUCAGCUUUUAAUUUUGCUGAUUCCCCCUUGCCCCCGGAAUGGAAAGAGAGGAUAAUUCAGAAGUUGAGUAGUAUGCCAGAGGUAUUUGCUCAGCAUGAUUUGGAUUUUGGGCGGACAGAUAAAGUACAACAUAAAAUUAAAUUACAUGAUCAGACACCUUUCAAACAAAGAUCCCGUCCCAUCCACCCACAAGAUUUGGAUGCAGUCCGCAGGCACUUGCAGGAAUUACUCGAAGCUGGAGUUAUUCGAGAAUCAGAGUCUCCUUUCGCAUCACCUAUUGUAGUGGCACGGAAGAAAAAUGGCGAUGUCCGACUGUGUAUCGAUUACAGAAAACUCAACCUGCAGACCAUCAAAGAUGCUUAUGCACUUCCCAACUUGGAAGAAACCUUCUCUGCACUCACCGGCUCCAAAUGGUUUUCUGUGCUGGACCUCAAGUCGGGGUAUUACCAGAUUGAGGUUGACGAAGCUGACAAACAUAAAACGGCAUUUGUUUGUCCGUUAGGCUUCUGGGAAUUCAACAGGAUGCCUCAGGGCAUCACUAAUGCGCCUAGUUCCUUCCAACGAUUGAUGGAAAAGUGCAUGGCUAGCAUUAAUCUGAAGGAAGUGCUUGUGUUUUUAGAUGACAUCAUUGUGUUUUCUCAGACUUUGGAGGAGCACGAAGCCCGACUGCUGCUUGUUCUGCAUAGGUUAAAAGAGUAUGGGCUUAAGCUUUCACUGGAAAAAUGCAGGUUUUUCCAGACUUCAGUGAGGUACUUGGGGCAUAUUGUUUCUGAAAAUGGUGUAGAGACUGAUCCAGAAAAAAUUGAGGCUCUAAAAAGUUGGCCAGUUCCCAAAACUUUGAAAGAGUUACGUUCAUUCCUUGGGUUCUCUGGCUAUUAUAGGAGGUUUAUUGAAAACUAUUCUAAAAUUGUGAAACCUUUAACUGACUUGACGGCAGGUUACCCCCCAGUUAGAAGGAAUAAAAUGGCAAAGGUGAAAAGUGCCACAUACUUUAACUUCAAAGAACCUUUUGGGGCCCGUUGGACUGAUGACUGUCAACAGGCUUUUGGUGCAAUCAUUGCCAAGUUGACCUUGGCUCCUGUGCUUGGUUUCUCUGACCCCAGGCUGCCCUAUGUACUGCACACAGAUGCAAGUACUACAGGGUUGGGUGCAGCUCUUUACCAGGAGCAGGAGGGACAGAUGCGAGUAAUAGCGUUUGCCAGUCGAGGGUUAACCAAAAGUGAGUCCUGUUAUCCAGCUCAUAAGUUAGAAUUUCUCGCAUUAAAAUGGGCAGUAACGGAGAAGUUCAAUGACUACCUAUAUGGGAGUUCCUUCACUGUGGUGACUGACAGCAACCCUUUGACAUACAUAUUAACGUCUGCAAAGCUGGAUGCAACCGGCUACAGGUGGCUGUCCGCCCUGUCGACAUUUACCUUUAGACUGCAGUAUAGGUCGGGGAAGCGCAACCUAGAUGCAGAUGGUUUAUCUCGACGUCCCCAUGGGAAACUUAUUGAUGACCUUAUUUCACAGAAAGAACGAGAGCGCAUUGAUCAGUUCACAAGAAGCCACCUGUCAGAAGCUGAUACCCUGAUCACUGAUAAUGUAGUUAGAGCCAUCUGUGAGAAACAUCUUGUUACUCGGGCAUUGAAUAGUGGGCAGCAAAGUGUUGAAAUCCCGUUGGUGGAGUCGCUUGCUACGCACCCAGAAGCUAUUCCUGACAGUUUUGAGGUUGAAGUCUCAUUUGGAGGUAUAGAGUUAGCUCCUACGUUAUCCACUGAUGAGUUGAAAGAGAAGCAAAGGGCUGAUUCAACCAUCAGGGAAGUUAUCUUCCAGAAGGAGACAGAACAGAUGCCCCCUCCAACCCUACGAAAGGAACUACCUGAUCUACCCCUUAUGCUUCGAGAGUGGAACAAGCUGGAACUGAAGGAUGGAAUUCUUUACAGAAGGAGGCAAGACAAAGGCGAAACUCAACAUCAGCUGGUCUUACCGGAGGAACUGCGAAGUACCGUCAUGUCCAAAUUACAUGAUGAAAUGGGCCAUUUAGGAGUCGAUCGCACCCUAGAUCUUGUACGGUCCAGGUUUUACUGGCCUAGGAUGGCCGCUGAUGUUGAGCAAAAAAUCAAGACCUGUGAUCGAUGUGUCCGUAGGAAAGCAAUGCCACAAAAGGCUGCCCCCUUGGUUAACAUCCAAGCUACCAGACCUCUUGAGCUGGUUUGUAUGGACUUCUUGUCCUUGGAGCCUGACCGUAGUAACACAAAGGAUAUCUUGGUCAUAACUGAUUUUUUUACGAAAUAUGCUGUGGCCAUCCCUACACCUAAUCAGAAGGCCAGAACAGUUGCCAAGUGCCUUUGGGAGAACUUUAUUGUUCAUUAUGGGUUUCCUGAAAAGUUACAUAGCGAUCAGGGUACAGAUUUUGAGUCCAAAACUAUUAAGGAAUUAUGCCUACUGGCUGGAAUUCAUAAGGUCCGGACUACGCCAUACCAUCCUAGGGGAAACCCGGUUGAGCGGUUCAACAGGACCCUCUUAAGCGUAUUUGCUCAGCAUGAUUUGGAUUUUGGGCGGACAGAUAAAGUACAACAUAAAAUUAAAUUACAUGAUCAGACACCUUUCAAACAAAGAGCCCGUCCCAUCCACCCACAAGAUUUGGAUGCAGUCCGCAGGCACUUGCAGGAAUUACUCGAAGCUGGAGUUAUUCGAGAAUCAGAGUCUCCUUUCGCAUCACCUAUUGUAGUGGCACGGAAGAAAAAUGGCGAUGUCCGACUGUGUAUCGAUUACAGAAAACUCAACCUGCAGACCAUCAAAGAUGCUUAUGCACUUCCCAACUUGGAAGAAACCUUCUCUGCACUCACCGGCUCCAAAUGGUUUUCUGUGCUGGACCUCAAGUCGGGGUAUUACCAGAUUGAGGUUGACGAAGCUGACAAACAUAAAACGGCAUUUGUUUGUCCGUUAGGCUUCUGGGAAUUCAACAGGAUGCCUCAGGGCAUCACUAAUGCGCCUAGUUCCUUCCAACGAUUGAUGGAAAAGUGCAUGGCUAGCAUUAAUCUGAAGGAAGUGCUUGUGUUUUUAGAUGACAUCAUUGUGUUUUCUCAGACUUUGGAGGAGCACGAAGCCCGACUGCUGCUUGUUCUGCAUAGGUUAAAAGAGUAUGGGCUUAAGCUUUCACUGGAAAAAUGCAGGUUUUUCCAGACUUCAGUGAGGUACUUGGGGCAUAUUGUUUCUGAAAAUGGUGUAGAGACUGAUCCAGAAAAAAUUGAGGCUCUAAAAAGUUGGCCAGUUCCCAAAACUUUGAAAGAGUUACGUUCAUUCCUUGGGUUCUCUGGCUAUUAUAGGAGGUUUAUUGAAAACUAUUCUAAAAUUGUGAAACCUUUAACUGACUUGACGGCAGGUUACCCCCCAGUUAGAAGGAAUAAAAUGGCAAAGGUGAAAAGUGCCACAUACUUUAACUUCAAAGAACCUUUUGGGGCCCGUUGGACUGAUGACUGUCAACAGGCUUUUGGUGCAAUCAUUGCCAAGUUGACCUUGGCUCCUGUGCUUGGUUUCUCUGACCCCAGGCUGCCCUAUGUACUGCACACAGAUGCAAGUACUACAGGGUUGGGUGCAGCUCUUUACCAGGAGCAGGAGGGACAGAUGCGAGUAAUAGCGUUUGCCAGUCGAGGGUUAACCAAAAGUGAGUCCUGUUAUCCAGCUCAUAAGUUAGAAUUUCUCGCAUUAAAAUGGGCAGUAACGGAGAAGUUCAAUGACUACCUAUAUGGGAGUUCCUUCACUGUGGUGACUGACAGCAACCCUUUGACAUACAUAUUAACGUCUGCAAAGCUGGAUGCAACCGGCUACAGGUGGCUGUCCGCCCUGUCGACAUUUACCUUUAGACUGCAGUAUAGGUCGGGGAAGCGCAACCUAGAUGCAGAUGGUUUAUCUCGACGUCCCCAUGGGAAACUUAUUGAUGACCUUAUUUCACAGAAAGAACGAGAGCGCAUUGAUCAGUUCACAAGAAGCCACCUGUCAGAAGCUGAUACCCUGAUCACUGAUAAUGUAGUUAGAGCCAUCUGUGAGAAACAUCUUGUUACUCGGGCAUUGAAUAGUGGGCAGCAAAGUGUUGAAAUCCCGUUGGUGGAGUCGCUUGCUACGCACCCAGAAGCUAUUCCUGACAGUUUUGAGGUUGAAGUCUCAUUUGGAGGUAUAGAGUUAGCUCCUACGUUAUCCACUGAUGAGUUGAAAGAGAAGCAAAGGGCUGAUUCAACCAUCAGGGAAGUUAUCUUCCAGAAGGAGACAGAACAGAUGCCCCCUCCAACCCUACGAAAGGAACUACCUGAUCUACCCCUUAUGCUUCGAGAGUGGAACAAGCUGGAACUGAAGGAUGGAAUUCUUUACAGAAGGAGGCAAGACAAAGGCGAAACUCAACAUCAGCUGGUCUUACCGGAGGAACUGCGAAGUACCGUCAUGUCCAAAUUACAUGAUGAAAUGGGCCAUUUAGGAGUCGAUCGCACCCUAGAUCUUGUACGGUCCAGGUUUUACUGGCCUAGGAUGGCCGCUGAUGUUGAGCAAAAAAUCAAGACCUGUGAUCGAUGUGUCCGUAGGAAAGCAAUGCCACAAAAGGCUGCCCCCUUGGUUAACAUCCAAGCUACCAGACCUCUUGAGCUGGUUUGUAUGGAUUUCUUGUCCUUGGAGCCUGACCGUAGUAACACAAAGGAUAUCUUGGUCAUAACUGAUUUUUUUACGAAAUAUGCUGUGGCCAUCCCUACACCUAAUCAGAAGGCCAGAACAGUUGCCAAGUGCCUUUGGGAGAACUUUAUUGUUCAUUAUGGGUUUCCUGAAAAGUUACAUAGCGAUCAGGGUACAGAUUUUGAGUCCAAAACUAUUAAGGAAUUAUGCCUACUGGCUGGAAUUCAUAAGGUCCGGACUACGCCAUACCAUCCUAGGGGAAACCCGGUUGAGCGGUUCAACAGGACCCUCUUAAGCAUGCUAGGUACCCUUAAAGAUCCAGAGAAGACACACUGGCGUGAUUUUGUAAAGCCGCUAGUACAUGCUUACAAUUGUACCAAGCAUGACACUACAGGCUUCACUCCGUAUGAAUUAAUGUUUGGACGGCAGCCCCGAUUGCCAAUAGACCUUGUAUUUAACGUACCACUGAAUAAAGCUCAGUUGAAGUCCCAUUCUCAGUACGUCCAGAAUCUAAAAAAACAUCUUGAGGAGAGUUAUAAACUAGCUUCGAUGAAAACUGCUAAAGUUGCAAGGAAAAACAAGCUCCGUUUUGACAGGCAUGUCACAGAGUCCAUGCUGGAUGUUGGGGACCGUGUGUUAGUUAGAAAUGUACGAUUGAGAGGAAAGCACAAAUUGGCGGACAAGUGGGAGUCAUCUGUAUACGUUGUUGCUGGUCGAGCCGGAGAUCUGCCCGUGUAUACCGUGAGGCCGGAAGGCAAGGAUGGUCCUCUGCGCACAUUGCAUAGAGAUCUUCUGUUGCCCUGUGGAUUUUUACCAUCGAACUCUACAGAGAAGCCUCAGCCAAAAAGACGCCCUGUAACACGUCAGAUGAUGCAUGCUAGUGAUAAGUGCUCAGAGUUUAGUUCAGACGAUGGCUACCUUGAAUACCAUGUAGAGCCCCAGAUUACACCAUCUUCAAGGUUCUUCAGAAUGUGUACCAACAAGAGGUCACCUGAUCAUGUUAGGCUUGAUCGUGUGAGUCGGUCACCUCACAAUCCACACUUUUCAGUUCAGCAGGAGGAUAGUGAUAUAGCUGCAACCGGCUCCGGUAUCCCUCAGACUAUAAUAGACAACUCUGCAAUAGGAGAACUAUGUGACGAACAAAUACCAGAUGAUUUAGGUAUUCCAUGCAGUUCUACUAACGCAGUUGACUCAUCUCCAGAACCUUUGGCCUGCCUUGAGGGGGAGUAUGAGUCCACGCAAAGGGAUGAUAGCUCACCGGGUGUUUUGAGGGAAGAAUCAAGGGAAAUGGAUGAACAAGCUGAACACGAGGAUCGAAGAGAAACUGUAGUUGGUACAGAAGAGGGAAUG
This is a messenger RNA of Paramormyrops kingsleyae, 6892 nucleotides long. Lineage: Eukaryota; Metazoa; Chordata; Actinopteri; Osteoglossiformes; Mormyridae. The record is from RefSeq and is a predicted model, not a curated record.